Molecule: messenger RNA, 626 nt
Organism: Moneuplotes crassus
Lineage: Eukaryota; Ciliophora; Spirotrichea; Euplotida; Euplotidae
Source: the annotation of a GenBank genome assembly
UUAAUAUUAAAAUUCCUUCAGCAAUGAAUACUAGCAUCCAACCACUGUAUGUUAAGAGAAGUAGUGAAGUUAAGACUAUAUCGCAGUUGCACCUCACUUCAGUGAAACCAGCAAGGGUGAAUAGCAAUGCUGAGGUCUCCCCUCGUCUACAUUUAAAGAAUAUUAAAGUUAAAUGAAAUUCUGGAGAGAAUAUGGACGACCUCUUGAAUAAGAACAAAUUUGAUCAGCUUGAAACACUUGACACUUUUGAUUUAAGGACUAGGCUAAGCAGAGUGGAUAUUGAUAAGAACUACAGCUCUUUGAAGUACAUCCCGACUUCAACAAGAGAGGACUCUAUCUGUAAAGAUACUGAAGCUUCUUCAACUCUAAACAAUACGGUCCAUAACUUGUCCUCCAAUUUGCAAUUUCCUCUAAAAAGUUGCAUUAAACAAGACACCAAUAUGGACUCUACAAAAAGUGUAAAGUUUUUAAUUCAGGGACAAGCUGGCGAAGACAUGAUAGUGGAGAAAUCAGAAGUCUCAGAACAAAACUCUGAGUACGAUAGCUUUAUCCUGUAUGGCAUUUAAAAACUCUCUCCAAGGAUAGGCCUAGGUUUCAUACCUCUAACUAAAUUUUUCAAAAUGCUC